UCCUACCUUAGGCCUUAUAUAGGCAUCCCCUUAUCUAAAGACUCCACUAAUGGAAUGGGCCAAGCCCAUUUAAACAACUACUAGUAGCCUAGCCCAUACACUACUAAUAUACCCAUUACAAAUUACAAGCCCCAUAAACCUAUGAGUAUAAAUAUAAUUACGAGUACUACGCCCAAUAGAAUUCUUAGAGAGAGAGACUGAAACUUACGUUUGCGCCAAUAUAUUGUAUAUUCCUUCAGAGAGUCCAAGCAUGGAGGUUAAGCCGAAUAUGAAAGAUUCAGUGGCCAAUGACCCAAGAGACCCCCAUUUGUCAACGUUGGCAGAGUCUCCUCUGUCUUCUGAUGAUGAUGAUCCCUCACGCGCCGUAGCCAGGAAGCGAAGGCGAGAAGAUGAUGAGUACUUCAAAGGUCUGCCACUAGGGUAUAAGUUCUGCUGCAACGACGAGGACCUAGUCCGGUAUUUCUUGAAGCCCAAGGUUUUUAACGAGCCGUUGCCGCGAAACCAGAUCAUCGACGCUAACAUAUAUCUCCACAACCCCGACUUUCUUGCUGAAAAAUACAAAAAAUAUGGAGAAAAUGAGUUGUACUUUUUUACUCCAAGAGAGCGAAAGCAUCGAAAAGGAAGUCGUCCAAAUCGAGUAGCUAAUGAUGGAUAUUGGAGGGCUACGGGAGUUGACAAAAAAGUUGUAGAUACGGGUACGGCCAACACCGUUAUUGGAUUUAAGAAGUCAUUGGUGUCCUACAAAGGAACCUUCCAACGGUGUUAAGACCAUUUGGAUGAUGCAUGAAUACAGGAUCAACAAUCCUCCUCCUCCAACGGGUGACAAUGACAUGAGAUUAGAUGACUGGGUCUUAUGCAGGAUGUAUAAGAAAAUAAAUAAAGCACGUACUCAAGAAGAGGAAGAGGAAGUGAGGGUAGGUGAAUCGGCCAGUACCACAGCUUUGCCGAAUAAUAUUGGUGAGGAGGAGGAAGUGAGGGCAGGUGAAUCUGGUGCUACAACAGCUUUGUCCAAUAAUGGUGCCCAGCCCGGAGCAGUACUCCCAAGUCCCAACGACGGAUUGAACUCCGAUCCAUUACAACUUCCGCCAUUGUCUAUAAAUAAAUAAAGUAGCUAGGUGAAUCCUCGAUCUUCAAAUGGUUCGUCCGUAGAUCGAGCAAC
Messenger RNA from Alnus glutinosa, 1159 nucleotides. RefSeq names its product NAC domain-containing protein 10-like. Lineage: Eukaryota; Viridiplantae; Streptophyta; Magnoliopsida; Fagales; Betulaceae. The transcript has 3 exons. Gene Ontology annotation, biological process: regulation of DNA-templated transcription. Gene Ontology annotation, molecular function: DNA binding. The record is from RefSeq and is a predicted model, not a curated record. Bases 251 to 766 code for a protein of 171 amino acids.